Triticum urartu is the source of this 1109-nucleotide messenger RNA. RefSeq lists its product as uncharacterized. Lineage: Eukaryota; Viridiplantae; Streptophyta; Magnoliopsida; Poales; Poaceae. The record is from RefSeq and is a predicted model, not a curated record.
CGAAGCUGCUGCCUCCGCCGCCGAGAGGAGCUCCGAGUUCGUCCACGACCUCGCGUUCCCGCCUCUGCGCUGCCGCCGCCGGCCCCUGCAGCCGCUCCAACCUGUGCCAUCCCCGUCACCCCGUCUGUGACGAGCUCCGCAUCCUCCCGUGCAGGGACUCCGACCCGUGCUGCCGCCACCAACCUCCCCUCAAGCGGCAAGUGCCUAUAAAUUUGGGUGAGAAUGGCAGGACAAUCGCCAAAUCAAGUAUCAUCAGCUGAAGCUAUCUUGGUGGGAGCCUUGUCCUCUGGUGUUAAUGCUCCCACGUGGGUCGUGCUCCAGAUCACAUUUUUGCUACUGGCAUUCUGCUUCACCGCGAUGCUUUACCUAGCCUUUUUCUCAAGCGACUUUGUGAUCGUCGGGCACGUCCUUCUGCUCAUAACCAUCGGCGCGGUUCUAUUCGUGCUCCUCAACAGGUUCCUCGCGGAGACCGGCUUCGUCCCUGUCGAACAGCAGAUGCAGGAGAUAGGGAUCCACAAACCAGAAGCCACAGAGAAAGACAAGAGCAACUGAGCCACUUGGGCCCGACUUUUUUACAUUACAUUAUGAUGAUGAUGAUGAAACAGAGCGUGCAACUACUCCACACAUACUAUACAUCUAAGAGUUCAGCAGAAGCUACAUCCACAGCCACAGGUGUACAUCUGUUAAGUGCAGUGAUGCUUUAGAGUGGAAUAGCUUCGUCGGGCAUACGGUCGGCCGCGUCGUCAGUCCUUCGAUUUGCCGCUCUUCUUCUUCUUGAUGUAGCAGAAGCACGAGCAGCAGGGGAACUGGAACAGGAACUUCAUUGGUCUGGGAUGGGAUUUGCCGAUGCUGUUGUUUGUUGUGUGCGUUGGUGUGUUGCUGAAGGCGGGUCUGCAUCCGGCCGAUAAAUAUACUAGCGUGUUGAUUCCUUGCUUGGCUGGUUAUGUUAUCACGGGACGGUGGAGAUUGUGGUGCUUUCUUGUGUGUGGGGUGGUUUGUGCGAUUAAUUUCAUGUCUUGUUGUGCCGAGAGGAACUUGUCGGCAAGUAAUCGUGACGAUCGUUCCAUCUGCUUUUUACCAUAAUAUAUCAACUGCAAAGUAUAAAACCA